Molecule: messenger RNA, 10024 nt
Organism: Anolis carolinensis (green anole)
Lineage: Eukaryota; Metazoa; Chordata; Lepidosauria; Squamata; Anolidae
Exons: 2
Coding region: 2629-4548 (639 amino acids)
Source: RefSeq, a predicted model, not a curated record
UAAUAAUAAUACAUUUAUUAUUUCACUCUGAUCUUAUUAUUAUUAUUAUUGCAUUUAUUAUUACUUGUAUUAUUUUCCUGUAUUUAUUAUUAUUAUUAUUACAUGUAUUAUCUUACUCUAUUAUUAUUAACAGAAUGCAUAAGCACAUUUAGAUUGAAGAAGAUGAGAAUAAUAAUUUGAUCAGAGUUGGACAGUCUUAUCUUAAAUCAGUAGGUCAAAAACAUUGAAUCUACUGAUGCCUCAAUUCAUGUAAUUUUAUUGGUAUCUAUUUUUAUUUCUGAAAUUUACCACCCUCGGCUUAUACUGGAGUCAAUGUUUUCCCAGUUUUUUCAUGGUAAAAUUAGAUGCCUCGGCUUAUAUUCGGGUCGGCUUAUACUCAAGUAUUAGACAUGUCCAAAAAAUCGUUUUGAAUCGUAUAUCGGAAUUAUUUCGGAUUGUUCUCACUUUUUGAUACGCAUUCCGAGACAUUGUCUCACAACGCAACCAGCAAUGUAAUUCGAACCAUUGUUGGCCCAUUCUCUAAUUGUCUCUUAAUGUUUCGUUAAUUCCCCCCCCCCAAAAAAAUUAAAAAAAUAUAUUUUAAAAAAUAUUUUUUAAAAAAUUUGUUUCUGCAACCUACCUUGAAUGGGAGCUUAGCGCAGCCUAACAUGGCUGCCGCUCCCCGGCCAAUCAGAAGCUUCCACGAUGGACGCAAAGGUGGGGGCUAACGUCCUCUGCGUCCACAUGGAAGAUUGCCAUACAAUGCCGGUGUGUAGCAAUUGCGCCAUUUUAGAAACAUUUAGAAUCAUUACGAAAUUUUGGAAAUAUCCGAAAUUUUGGGGUGAAAAAAUCGGAAAUACUUUCUAUAUCGAAGCGCCAGUGCCCCCUACUUUAGAAACGAGAAUUGAAACUUUUUUUCAUCGACCGGACAUGCCUAUCGAGUAUAUACAGUAAAUGAACGAGAAGUCAGCCUUCUGUCCUCCCGUGUUGACAAAGAUCCAAUAUUCGCAGCGGGAUCAGAGUGCAUACUUUCCUCGCACAAAAAACGCCUUGGGAAAACGGUGCCCGGAGUCUCAACCCACCUUCUCGGUGUCGUCUGCCAAUUUAAUUACAUCUGGGAAUUGGCAUGGCACAAGCACUGUACAAGGGUAUGCUCUGGCACAAAAAAAAUUUUCCAACCAGAGUCUCCCCAUCUGUAUCCCCACAAGACAGUUCCCUGUUGCGAAGCCAAUUCACCGGAGCCAAAGCCAGUCACACUUUGUUGCGAGGACAUCAGAAGGGGACAGGAUUUGGAGUCACCCGAAAUCCGGCUCGGCUGUUAAGUAACCAUGGCCGCUUUGACUGGCAGCCAGAAACAAGCUGCUCCGUAGCCAAGGCUCAGGCCAGCUGGGUUUUCUUUCGCUCCUGUGUUUCUCGUUACCUGAAGAUUUCCUGCCAUUUGUUUACGAGAAGCUGCAAAUGCAAACAGUUAAGCCAAGAAAGAAAGCUUCCUGCCAAGAUAGGCUUGCAAGGCGUGGAAUUUCUCCGCCCUACUCCUCUGUUGGCAGCCAAACUACUUAAGUGAGUGAGUCACUCUCUUACUCUCACCAUCCAGGAUUGAAUUUUACGCUGUAAGCUUCUGGAGGUAAAUUUCCCCCGCAUUGGAGAUGUGGGAUGCCAAGUCCUCCAGAAACCGCCCAGUAAAGACUUUCUGUAUAUAAUUCAGAUUUCAAUAUUAAUGUCAGAAAUACCUAGUAUGCCACACAGAGCCCCCAUGACCAACUGUACAUCCUGGUGUGGUUUGGAAGAGCUUGGACCAAGGAUGAUGGGACUUGCAGUAUCUUCACUCACUUGCUGAGACCACUGUGACCCUCACCAAUGUCUGAUCAAGACCAAACUUGGCACACAGAGCCCCCAUGACCCACUACACAUCCUGGUGUGGUUUGGAAGAGCUUGGACCAAGGAUGAUGGGACUUGCAGUAUCUUCAUUCACUUGCUGAGACCACUGUGACCCUCACCAAUGUCUGAUCAAGACCAAACUUGGCACACAGAGCCCCCAUGACCCACUACACAUCCUGGUGUGGUUUGGAAGAGCUUGGACCAAGGAUGAUGGGACUUGCAGUAUCUUCACUCACUUGCUGAGACCACUGUGACCCUCACCAAUGUCUGAUCAAGACCAAACUUGGCACACAGAGCCCCCAUGACCCACUCUACGUCCUGGUGCUGUUUGGAAGAGCUUGGACCAAGGAUGAUGGGACUUACAGUAUCUUCACUCACUUGCUGAGACCACUGUGACCCUCACCAAUGUCUGAUCAAGACCAAACUUGGCACACAGAGGCCCCAUGACCCACUCUACGUCCUGGUGCUGUUUGGAAGAGCUUGGACCAAGGAUGAUGGGACUUACAGUAUCUUCACUCACUUCCUGAGACCACUGUGACCCUCACCAAUGUCUGAUCAAGACCAAACUUGGCACACAGAGCCCCCAUGACCCACUACACAUCCUGGUGCGGUUUGGAGGAGGAUGUACAAUGGACAAUGGGUCUUGCAAUACCUUUACUCAUUUCCUGAGAGCACCUCGAGUUCCACCAAUGACAAAGCAGGACCAAACUUGGCACACAGAGCCCCCAUGACCCACUCUACAUCCUGCCGCUGUUCGGAAGAAUUUGGACCAUGGAUGAUGGGACUUGCACUAUCUCCACUCACUUGCUUACAUCUAUGGUGUGUAUACUCAGAGACCACUACGACCCUCACCAAAGACUGUUUGGAAGAAUUUGGACCAUGAAUGAUGGGACUUACACUACCUCCACUCACUUGCUUACAUCUAUGGUGGGCAUACUCAGAGACCACUACGACCCUCACCAAAGACUGUUUGGAAGAAUUUGGACCAUGAAUGAUGGGACUUACACUACCUCCACUCACUUGCUUACAUCUAUGGUGGGCAUACUCAGAGACCACUACGACCCUCACCAAAGAUUGUUUGGAAGAAUUUGGACCAUGAAUGAUGGGACUUACACUACCUCCACUCACUUGCUUACAUCUAUGGUGGGCAUACUCAGAGACCACUACGACCCUCACCAAAGAUUGUUUGGAAGAAUUUGGACCAUGAAUGAUGGGACUUGCACUAUCUCCACUCACUUGCUUACAUCUAUGGUGGGCAUACUCAGAGACCACUACGACCCUCACCAAAGAUUGUUUGGAAGAAUUUGGACCAUGAAUGAUGGGACUUACACUACCUCCACUCACUUGCUUACAUCUAUGGUGGGCAUACUCAGAGACCACUACGACCCUCACCAAAGACUGUUUGGAAGAAUUUGGACCAUGAAUGAUGGGACUUGCACCUUCACUCACUUGCCUACAUCUAUGGUGGGCAUACUCAGAGACCACUACGACCCUCACCAAAGACUGUUUGGAAGAAUUUGGACCAUGAAUGAUGGGACUUACACUACCUCCACUCACUUGCUUACAUCUAUGGUGUGUAUACUCAGAGACCACUACGACCCUCACCAAAGAUUGUUUGGAAGAAUUUGGACCAUGAAUGAUGGUACUUACACUACCUCCACUCACUUGCUUACAUCUAUGGUGUGUAUACUCAGAGACCACUACGACCCUCACCAAAGACUGUUUGGAAGAAUUUGGACCGUGAAUGAUGGGACUUACACUACCUCCACUCACUUGCUUACAUCUAUGGUGUGUAUACUCAGAGACCACUACGACCCUCACCAAAGACUGUUUGGAAGAAUUUGGACCAUGAAUGAUGGGACUUGCACCUUCACUCACUUGCCUACAUCUAUGGUGGGCAUACUCAGAGACCACUACGACCCUCACCAAAGAUUGUUUGGAAGAAUUUGGACCAUGAAUGAUGGGACUUACACUACCUCCACUCACUUGCUUACAUCUAUGGUGUGUAUACUCAGAGACCACUACGACCCUCACCAAAGACUGUUUGGAAGAAUUUGGACCGUGAAUGAUGGGACUUACACUACCUCCACUCACUUGCUUACAUCUAUGGUGUGUAUACUCAGAGACCACUACGACCCUCACCAAAGACUGUUUGGAAGAAUUUGGACCAUGAAUGAUGGGACUUGCACCUUCACUCACUUGCCUACAUCUAUGGUGGGCAUACUCAGAGACCACUACGACCCUCACCAAAGACUGUUUGGAAGAAUUUGGACCAUGAAUGAUGGGACUUACACUAUCUCCACUCACUUGCUUACAUCUAUGGCGGGCAUACUCAGAGACCACUACGACCCUCACCAAAGAUUGUUUGGAAGAAUUUGGACCAUGAAUGAUGGGACUUGCACCUUCACUCACUUGCCUACAUCUAUGGUGGGCAUACUCAGAGACCACUACGACCCUCACCAAAGACUGUUUGGAAGAAUUUGGACCAUGAAUGAUGGGACUUACACUACCUCCACUCACUUGCUUACAUCUAUGGUGUGUAUACUCAGAGACCACUACGACCCUCACCAAAGAUUGUUUGGAAGAAUUUGGACCAUGAAUGAUGGGACUUACACUACCUCCACUCACUUGCUUACAUCUAUGGUGUGUAUACUCAGAGACCACUACGACCCUCACCAAAGACUGUUUUGAAGAAUUUGGACCAUGAAUGAUGGGACUUGCACCUUCACUCACUUGCCUACAUCUAUGGUGGGCAUACUCAGAGACCACUACGACCCUCACCAAAGACUGUUUGGAAGAAUUUGGACCAUGAAUGAUGGGACUUACACUAUCUCCACUCACUUGCUUACAUCUAUGGUGUGUAUACUCAGAGACCACUACGACCCUCACCAAAGACUGUUUGGAAGAAUUUGGACCAUGAAUGAUGGGACUUACACUACCUCCACUCACUUGCUUACAUCUAUGGUGUGUAUACUCAGAGACCACUACGACCCUCACCAAAGACUGUUUGGAAGAAUUUGGACCAUGAAUGAUGGGACUUACACUACCUCCACUCACUUGCUUACAUCUAUGGUGUGUAUACUCAGAGACCACUACGACCCUCACCAAAGACUGUUUGGAAGAAUUUGGACCAUGAAUGAUGGGACUUACACUACCUCCACUCACUUGCUUACAUCUAUGGUGUGUAUACUCAGAGACCACUACGACCCUCACCAAAGACUGUUUGGAAGAAUUUGGACCAUGAAUGAUGGGACUUACACUACCUCCACUCACUUGCUUACAUCUAUGGUGUGUAUACUCAGAGACCACUACGACCCUCACCAAAGACUGUUUGGAAGAAUUUGGACCGUGAAUGAUGGGACUUACACUACCUUCACUCACUUGCCUACAUCUAUGGCAUGUAUACUCAGAGAUCACUACGACCCCCAUCAAAGACUGAUCAAGGCCAAACUUGGCACACAGAGCCCCAAUGACCUACUCUACACUUUGGUACUGUUUUGGGCGGCAUGGACCAUGGACAAUGGGAGUUGUAGUUCACCCACACCCACUGAACCUAGCUGACAUUGGCUCUAGACUACACUUGCAACACAGGCAAACAAGGUCUUGCUCAAAUAACCCGGGCACCGCCGGGUCCGUAAGCUAGUAUUAAAUAACCAAAAAAUAAAUAAGGCGUAAACACUAAACUAAUCUGGGAAUCUGCUAUUGCAACACAUAUAAUGAAGUGGUUUCAAACUGGUAUAAAAAAAGAUUAGGACUAAGUACGUUCAGGUUUACUCGGAAUACAGAAGCGUGUUUCAGAACUGGUCCAAGAGUCCAGAAGAGCUUUGACUCCCAGAAGCAUCACAACGAUCGAUUCACGAUGCAAACCCAACCCACUUGCUGCGGAUCGUGUCUGUGUGCGCUCUUCCAACAUGAUUUUUCUUAGAGAGGAGUUCAGGAAAGUAGGUUUGUCUACUGGUUUCGACAGAUUGCAGAGCCCCCGCUGGAACGACAGGCCCCCCAGCAGGGCCGUAGCCAGAAAAAAAUUUCGGGAGGGGUUUUGAAAAUUUCGGGGGGGGGGGGGUUGAACCCCUAGCACACACCUCUCCCCGCUACAAACCUAUCAAUAUCUGCUUGAAAUAGUGCCUGGAGGGACUCUUAAUGUUUUGCGUCUCAUAGACUUAGCAUGGGGAUUUGGUUAACCAGUUAAAAUUCAUGAGUAAACCAGGUUUUUUUUAUAACCUGAAAAAUUUCGGGGGGGAUUUGAACCCCUAAAACCACCCCCUCGCUACAGGCCUGCCCCCCAGGGACUCAACCAGAAGAGCCCAGAAGCAACAACAGCUUGCCGUUCCCUGGCUUCUCUUUAGCAACUCCCGAAGUAUUCCUUGGAACGCUGAUUUGCACCAGCACUUCCCUGCUGAUGCAAGCCUGCGACUGAUAUUGCGACUGAUAUUGCUUUAUAAUUGCAGCACUCCUGUCUCGUUCGCGUCUCUCGUUUAGAGGCUUCGCGCAGCAAAAAGCUCGAGGGACAUGUUUGUUGCUGAAAUUCUUGGCUUUGGCAGAUUUAAUGGUCAGUCACGACCGCGCUGCCUUGGACCUUGUCCCUUCCCUCCGCGACUCGGGAACAGCACUGUGAGAGUGUGUGUGUGCGACAUUGCAACAGGGAUUUUUACGAGGGCCCUGACACUUCAUUAAGAUCGAGAAUAAAACGAGGCGCUUGUCCCACCAUCUCAUUACCAUUUUCCACUCACAGCCAAAACAGUGUUCAGGGUCAAGUGGAGACAAUGAUAGUUUUCCCCAAAACUAGACACUGAAGCAGUUUAGAACAAUGUGUUGUCGAAGGCUUUCGUGGCCGGAAUCACUGGGGUGCUGUGAGUUUUCUGGGCUGUAUGGCCAUGUUCCAGAAGCAUUCUCUCCUGACGUUUCGCCCACAUCUAUGGCAGGCAUCCCCAGAGGUUGUGAUGUGUUGUCGAAGGCUUUCGUGGCCGGAAUCACUGGGUUGCUGUGAGUUUUCCGGGCUGUAUGGCCAUGUUCCAGAAGCAUUCUCUCCUGACGUUUCGCCCACAUCUAUGGCAGGCAUCCCCAGAGGUUGUGAGGUGUUGUUGAAGGCUUUCGUGGCCGGAAUCACUGGGUUGCUGUGGGUUUUCUGGGCUGUCUGGCCAUGUUCCAGAAGCAUUCUCUCCUGACGUUUCGCCCACAUCUAUGGCAGGCAUCCUCAGAGGUUGUGAAGUGUGAUGUGUUGUCGAAGGCUUUCGUGGCCGGAAUCACUGGGUUGCUGUGAGUUUUCCGGGCUGUAUGGCCAUGUUCCAGAAGCAUUCUCUCCUGACGUUUCACCCACAUCUAUGGCAGGCAUCCUCAGAGGUUGUGAGGUCUGUUGGAAACUAGGCAAGUGGGGUUUAUAUGCAAAAGUAUACAAAAGAUUUGAAAACAAAUCAAUAUAAAGGGUAUAAAAAUACAAUAUAUAAUAGGGGUUUAAUGUGGAAAGGUAACGGCGCUCCAUGCAGUCAUGCCAGUGGCCACAUGACCUUCGAGGUGUCUACGGACAAUGCCGGCUCUUUGGCUUAGAAAUGGAGAUGGGCACCAACCCCCAGAGUGUGAGUAGAGUAAUAGGUACUGCUCCGGCGGUGAGGUAACGGCGCUCCAUGCAGUCAUACCAAUGGCCACAUGACCUUGGAGGUGUCUAUGGACAACGCCGGCUCUUCGGCUUAGAAAUGGAGAUGGGCACCAAUCCCCAGAGUGUGAGUAGAGUAAUAGGUACUGCUCCGGUGGGAAGGGAACGGUGCUCCAUGCAGUCAUGCCAGUGGCCACAUGACCUUGGAGGUGUCUAUGGACAACGCCGGCUCUUCGGCUUAGAAAUGGAGAUGACUGGACUUAACGUCAGGGGAAACCUUUACCUUAACAUUUCUAAACUUGACGUUGAAGUAGAAUCUUUUUCAUAACACUGGAGAUCUCCAAGUACAGGCAAAGGAUGCUGUGGUUGUAUUCCCGAUUGCGGCCUCCUACAAAGUGUGUAAGGAGUGCGUCAUCGAGGCAAGGGCUGGCAUGGGACAUAAACAACAGAAAGAACCCAGUGAACAAUCUGUGUCUCAUCUGCUCACAACGCUCCUUUUAUCUCCUCUUCCAAGCUUCUUUGCUUUCAAAGCUUCCCUUCUCGAUAUAGAGCAGCCAUGGCAUAGAAUCCCAGUUUGGGAAGUUGGGCUCACAACAGUCACAUGUGAUAUUUAUUGUGUCAGAAGCAAAUUGAGGGUACAGUUAUAAUGUAGUUUUUAAAGACUCAAAGAAAGUUAAAAACUUGGCAUCCACCCAGUCUUCUGUGUGCUGAGGAAGGAAUUUCUCAUCUGGUUCCGGGAUUUAGCCUGCCACUUUUGGACUCUCGCUUGCUGAGAGUAUCUAUAGAUCUUAGAAAGCUGUUUCUUGAUUAAAGGCAUUGGCAGGCUGGCUGAUAACUGAACAGUGCAUGGACCGGAGAUGUCACAGCUUUGGUCCUUUCAUUACUUGUUGGUGCUGCAAUAUCAGCUAAACAAUCUAUAUAUAUAAAAGGGUAAUGAAAUUUCGGCCUAGGACAAAACAACAAAACUACACAUCCCAGAAACACUAAACUUGGCAGCACAACCCCUCCUCCAUGCCUCUACGUUCAUACAACAAAAAGCUCCAACUACUCCAGAAAACGGCCAGGCUUUGAGACUGCAAGGCUAUUCACUGCUAUUCCACCUGGCCAACAAAGGAUUCCCAUAAGCCACAGCAACACGUGGCCGGGCAAAGCUAGUAUAUAUAUAUAUAAAAGGGUAAUGAAAUUUCGGCCUAGGACAAAACAACAAAACUACACAUCUCAGAAACACUAAACUUGGCAGCACAACCCCUCAUCCAUGCCUCUACGUUCAUACAACAAAAAGAAAAGAAAAAUAAAGUCCUAAUUAGAGGGAGAGGAAUAAUUGUUUUUAUCCAGUUGCUGCCAGUUAGAAGGCUAAGCUCCACCCACUUGGUCUGCUGUCAGUUAGAAGGCUAAGCUCCACCCACUUGGUCUCCUAGCAACCCACUCAGCCCAGGGCCACUUCAAUCAGGCCUCUUCCACACUGCCUAUAAAAUACAGAUUAUCUGAUUUCAGCUGGAUUAUAUGGCAGUGUAGACUCAAGAUGAGCACCAACCCCCAGAGUCAGACACGACUGGACUUACUGUCAGGGAAAAAACCUUUACCCUUUACCUUAACUACCACCAAUUCCUCAAUACUUUAUUUCCCAUACCACCAGACUUCGCCACAGCAACGCGUGGCCGGGCACAUCUAGUGUAUAAUCCUAAAUGUUAAAUCCUAGACCAAUGAUGGGCAACCUUUUGCACUUGGUGUGUCAAAAUUCACCAAAAAAAGCCCUAGCAUGACUUGGGUAGUGUGUCACUUUGAGAAAAAAAAACCCCAUAAUUUCGCAAUAACUAUAAAUAACUAAUAAAUCAAAAACUAUUUACUGUCAUUAUUUCCAUGUACAACAAUCUAUGGUACCUCUUGCGGUUUCCACGCUGAUUUUGCUCUAUUCUAGUUUCAAUGUAGUCAUGAAUAAUGAAUAAUGUAAUAGUAAUAAUAGGAUAAUAUACUACAAUAAUAAUAGAAUGAUAUAAUGAUAAUGUAAUGUGCAUAAUUCCCAUGGAGUAAACAACAAAACCACUGGACCAAAUCACACCGAAUUUGGCCACAAAAGAUAUAGUCAUCCAAUCAAUCUGCAUGCGGGAGCGUGUCAGCGAAAAUGGCUAGGCGUGUCAGUGCUGACACGCGUGUCAUAGGUUGGCCAUCACUGUCUUAGACGUUAAAAGGACCCACCCUUUAGUUUCAGAACUUUGACUAGCUCCUUUACUCAUCUACUCAUAUGUGUAGACUCAUAUAAUGCAGAUCAAUACAGUUAAAAUAUGAGUCUACACUGGCCAUAUAAUACAUAAACCAAGAACAAGAGGACUCAGGCUUAGCUUUUCAUUCUUAUGCAGCGUUGCCUGAACUGACCUUAAAGUAAACAACUUGUUCCUUGAUUCAUGUUGCAGUACAGAUGGCAUCUAAGACUCUAAAUGGAUUCUGAGAGUGAGAGUCUAAAACAGUUGUUUUCCCAAACUCUACACAUCAGCUUGCCCUCCAGAUAGACAGGCAUUUGGCUUCCAUCCUGAGUCUUCUCCUUUCUCAUUGUGUUUUCUUUGCUCCCUCUCCCCACUG